Molecule: messenger RNA, 3797 nt
Organism: Anolis carolinensis (green anole)
Lineage: Eukaryota; Metazoa; Chordata; Lepidosauria; Squamata; Anolidae
Gene: cenpi
Product: centromere protein I
Exons: 21
Coding region: 191-2407 (738 amino acids)
Biological process (GO): CENP-A containing chromatin assembly; mitotic sister chromatid segregation
Cellular component (GO): kinetochore; inner kinetochore
Source: RefSeq, a predicted model, not a curated record
AAGGGAAAGGAGGGUUCUGCGCAGGCGCAGAUAAGCCUGUUGCAGGGCAACCAAUCAGCUCCUGUCUUCUCCGCUGGAUUGCUAUUUUACGCAUGCGCAGGGCGGAAAAUUUGAACUGAAGGGACGGUUAAAUGGAAUUGUUGUCGCGGCGGAGGUUUUGACGGUGAGGAGAAAAACAGAUUUGGAAAGGAUGAAGAAAGGCAUAAAUGCCAAACAGCCAGAAGAAACAUUGCCUGCUAUCUCUAGCAAGGACACAAAGAAUACUGUCAGCAACGAUGCACAGUGUGAUAAAGCCCCACAGAUGUGUAUCAGUGACAGUCAAAGUCUUCUUGAAGAAGCACUUGACUAUUUGAAGAAAGUAAAAGACCGCACUUCCUCGAAGAAUGAGAUUCUACAAAAACACUUGGCAACUGUGGAAAAUAUUGCCCAAGAAAGAGGCUUGAAAGCAAAAGAAAUUCAUGUGUUGCUGAAAGUGGCGCUUAGUGGCAAGUUUGCUGAAACUGUAAAUAGUCGAUUGCUGAAGAACUUGAUUCCCACAUCCACAAUAUCAGAUGAUUCAAUUGUUUCAGCUGUGUCUUGGCUUUGUGUUGGCAAAUGUUCUAAAAAUACUCAGGCAACCUUUUUAAAAUGGAUGAUUGCAAUGUUUGAAUUCAUUGAUCAGAAGGAAAAGAUUAAUGCUCUCUAUGGCUUCUUCUUCAACUUCUUACAAGAUGUAAAACUGUUCCCCUUUGCCUGCCACGUGCUUUACUUGCUGACCAAAAGAGAGAAUGUGAAACCUUUCCGUGUGAGGAGGCUCCUCGAUCUACAAAACAGGCUGGGACCUGAGCCUCCACUGCAAGCCCUGCUAUUGUUGUACAAAAGCUUUGCUCCGGAAAUGGUAUCUGUGACUCUACCCUCGAAGAUAAAGACACGGUUUAAGAAUUCGGAAAACCUGUGGAAAUCAGCAAUCGGUGCCAUAAAAAGGCGGGUCUAUGGGGAACCUACAUCUAAGCCUGAUAACAUAGGUGUUGGCUGUCUCCAGUCACGGAAGAGAAAAUUGAACUCCAUGUUGGUUCUUCCUGCAUGUACCUCCAGCUCUGGUCGUUCAAAUGAGAGUCAAAAGCCCAACAAUACUGAUAUCCUCCAUCACACUAAGUUCUUUCCAGUGGAGCAGCUGCAGACCUUCUCCCAGCUUCUGGAAAACAUUCAUUGUUUAGAGUUCCCUUCGCGGAUAGGCUCAGUGUUAGGAAAUCCACUAUUGUUGCACUACAUCAAUUGUGUGAAAGAUGACUCUGUCUACCAGAGGAUGUAUUACUGGAUGGGUCAAACAUUCAGAGAAGAGUGUCCUUGGUAUAAGAUUGAGAACCAGCAAAAUGAAUUGGAGUUCAGUAACUUUUUGGACACAGUCUUGGAAGCCGAAUGUUUCCUGCAGGAGGGUUUCUCAUCCUGUGAGGAAUUCUUGUACAGGAGCCUCCCCUUCUGGGAUGGCUGCUGUUGUCGGGCACAGGUUCUGCAGUUGGUGAGUUGGAUCCCUCUCAGCACUUUCUCAGAAAUGAAGCCUUACCUCUGCCGGCCAUUGACACAACUUUUCAUUACAUCAUCUCUUUAUUUUAAGUGUAGUGUUCUUGAAAGUCUGAGGGAUCUGUUAAUAAACUGGCUGAACUGGCAUAUGGUGCAAGCGGACAUGGCAACAGAGUUGUAUACUGAUGUCUUGAACACAACACUUUCUGGGGUAGUCAACUCUGUGGAAGAGGCCAUCCACUUUGUAGGCUGGCUUUCAACUAUUGCUCUGCGUUUGGAGAACAAUUCUGCAUUCUUGAUGCAUUUCAUCCUGGACUUCUAUGAGAUAGUGUGUGAUGUGUAUCAGAAGUACAAUCUCCCAUUGGUUAUAAUGCCACCUGCUGGGGUCUUCUAUCCAGCACUGCUCAGUAUGGAUCCUGUCUCGAUCGACCGUCUCUGUCGUAUUAUGUACAGGUAUCGAGCCAACUUAUUAUCUGCAAAACAAAAUCAGCAAGCUAAACAGUUCAUGUUUAGCAACCAAACGUGCCAAGAGUACAACCAAUACAUCACUGCCAUGGUUGGGUGCCUGUGGACCUCAAAUGCAUUCCAGAAAGACCUCCACCCCUUGGGCCUUUUUAUGGACUCCGAAGUGCUGGAGAAGACCAAGGUGCAGGAAUGCAGGAAGGGCCUGAACUUAGUUUACCACCCUGCCUUGACAGGCUAUGCAAUGAUGUUCUUGGAGCAGGCUCAACCAAAAGAAAAAGUUCCUAACUUCAAAUUAAUUCAGGGGAGGAGAUGGGAUUGGUACCUGGAAUAUCUCUACUCCCAAGACUUACAAGGCCUGAAACUCUUCAUUGAGAGCAGCAUCAACCGUGUAUCUCACUCUUCUCAGAAAAAAGCAAGCAAGGUGUCGGAAACAACAGACUGAUUGGUUUUUACUCCUCUUCUUAUCUGAGCUAAAACAUUUGGAGGUUGCUGUGCUCCUGUUUUUGAGUCAUUUCCACAGUAUUAUUAGAUACCUCAAGGUUGCAGCACUAGUGGAGCUGGCUCCCUGCACCGUGCAACAUGCAACCUUCGAUUAUUUUGGGAGCACAUCUUCUGAGUAAAGAACAAAACCUUAACAAAAAAGGGUUGCCUCUCCAACAUGGACCAGCAUUUUUUUUUCAUUCCUACAAAAUGAGGAAAACUGCUUCAGGCUUUGCUUGGAAACCUUCAGAAGAUCGGAAAUGACCAUACUUUAGAGGGAAAUAGCAUUACUUCUUGUAGUGUGACUGGUGGCUUCCACAGCAGUUGGAACAUCUGGGUGUUGGAUUUCAUUUUUGAUCAGUACCACAAGGACACUGCAGCAGUUACAGCGGCUGGCAAAAUCCAAGGGGUGUGUGUAUGUGUGUUACUCUGUACAUAACUGUAUAAUAGCUAUUUAUGCAACAAAAUGUGGUCUGUAAUUUAUAUGCUUCUGCUUUUUGUCGUAUUAGAGAAAUUCACCUUUAAAAGGCGUCUUUCCAUCUCUCCUUGUACAAAGUAUAUCCACAGAACCCAAUUUUUGUUUGUUGAUAUUUCUUAGGUUUUUACUCUAGAAUGUUUGUUUUUGAAGGGAUCCUCAAAUCAGGCAAUGGGGUCCUGGUAGUGGUAUCAAAGGAAACCUUCAGUAAGCCUGUGUUAUCCCUACUAAAUGUUUCCUUAAGUACUUGGCAGAGACAAACAAGUCUUUUACAGAUGAUGAUAGUUGGCUGCCUUUGACUUUCCUUACUACUGUCUCUUUGUUAAACCAAGAUAAAUGUUCAGGGAAAUGGCAAUGUAUGCUUACAACCUUCAAAAUGUACCUAUCAUAACAGCAAGGUGCCAGUGAUGGACUGACCAUUGUAUGCAUUGUUGAGGGCUGAAGAUCCCUUUACAUACUUGGAAACGUGUUCUUGUCUCAAUUAGAUCUAAUUCUACUCUUUUCUGCCUUUCCUAUGUACUUGGGGCUCUUGGUGUUUCUUGUGAUGAAUUCUUUCAGCCAGAUCCCUGCACUAGAUUCUCUAAGAUGGUUUGCAAAGGCAUGAAAACAAACAAAAUGAAUUAAAAAUACUAAUAUUAGUAGUUAAGUAAUAUCUUGUAUAAAUAAGAGAAACAAUUAGAGAUUUUGAUUCAAGAGGAUUAAGUUAUGUUUUAUGUGUUUGAAACAGCUGUCAAAUGGCUCUGGGACUUUGAGUCUACCCUUUGUCUCUUCAAAGCCUUAUUCUUUUCUCUGGUGAUUUAUGUUUUCACUCAUCUCCCUACAAUUUCAAAUUGCCUAUUACACGAUUUAAAAUAAAGAAAUCACAUUUUGCAACGUU